Molecule: messenger RNA, 4773 nt
Organism: Daphnia carinata
Lineage: Eukaryota; Metazoa; Arthropoda; Branchiopoda; Diplostraca; Daphniidae
Gene: dome
Product: protein sidekick-2-like
Exons: 19
Coding region: 411-4283 (1290 amino acids)
Biological process (GO): axon guidance
Cellular component (GO): neuron projection
Molecular function (GO): transmembrane-ephrin receptor activity; protein binding
Source: RefSeq, a predicted model, not a curated record
UUUUAAGAUGGCAACAGCUCAGUGGUAGUUUCCACGAAAGAUUUGCUUCACAUUUCUUCACGCAAAGUCGUCACAAAAAUCUAGAUCAAUUGAACUUUUGAACGUGCUGUGUAAUUAUCUGGAUUGUAACAUAAUCUCUAUCGGGGUAAACAUAUAAACAUCCAAUGUGAGUUUUUUUGGACGAAAAACUUGAGUUGUUGCCUUGACGUUUCUUGGCAUCAAUUGUGCAUUGACGCCAGUUCGGUUGAUUCAGUGAGCAAAAGGAUUGUCAUCUUGUGCUCUUUAUGUUGUCUGGAGAUGGAUUGUUCAUACAUAUUCAGAUGGUGAUGCUUUAGAGAGAACCCUCUCUGGCAAAAGCUGUCCACCCUGAUUCCCACAUCCAUCUGUAUUCUACUCUAUUUUCAAACACAAUGUCGAGACUAUUGAAAAAAGGCCUUCGUGCUUGCCUUGUUUGUGUAAUUAUCACAAUCUUGUGGAAGACGGCCCUUGCCAAUGACUGCAACAUUGGAUUCCUGUCUACGGGAUGGAUAUCACCACCUGGAGAUCUGCACAUUGAAAAGGGUAAACCCUGGGAAAUGUUCUGUGUCCUCAACACAUCACACCCAGAUGGGCAAGGUGGCUCUUGGCGGAACCUUAGCUUCUACAUUGACAAUAAACUGGCACAUGAACCGACAGUGAAAAAAUUUAAUGAGACGGCAAUUCGUCUUUAUGUACCAGUGUCCGAAGUGUCCCCCAAUAGCCCUCCGCACGACUUCUACGGAGUUACUUGCAAGCAGAAUCAUGCGACUGGUAUCUGCGUUCGCCAUGUCUACGUUGGAUAUCCUCCUCAAGACGUGACGGAUUUUAAAUGCACCUCCUACAACUGGGAGCGGCUGGAAUGCGUUUGGCGCGAGCCGCACAACCCAAUCGAAACUACUUACGCCCUAUCGUACAAAGUUUUGUUGCGAUCGAGGCGGAUGACAACACCCUGCCCGCAAUCGCGCCGCUUCUUAUCCAAGACGGUCGACGCCAAUGAUCAACAGGGCUCGUGCGAAUGGAGCGAAGGUUCAACGCCGAGCUACCAAUACACGGCGAAAUCAUUUAAUUUUACCAUGACCAUGUCCAACGAAUUGGCCGCCAACAAGACCCAGUACCUCGGAUUGGUAGACAAUUAUGCUAUCGUGAUCCCCAACCGGAUGGAGAAUUUAAAUCAGACCGAGGCCACGCCAUUAUCGGCAAAAAUUACAUGGAGAGUGCCAUUCAAUCUGCAACUGUUUCCUCCAGGAUUGGAAUUCAGAAUCGCAUACCAUAUUCAAGCCAGCUGGGUGGACAGCACCGUUUUUCAUAAUGUGCCCGAAACCGAAUCGUUGACAUGGACGAAUAAAUCAGUCAAAUACGACCUGGCCAUACAAUUACCGUACGCCAAUACCAAAUACAAUCUAAGCGUAUGGGCACGAUCAAGAGCUGCUGACCCAAACGAUGAACGUUUUUGGUCUCAGGCGGCCAUGCUUAUCGUCAAGACAGCCGCUGACCGUCCCUGUAGCGGUCCCGAAACAUCGUUGGGAAGCUUCGAGGUUAUCAAUAACCGGUUGGAUAUGCGAUCGGCCACGAUUCGUUGGUCACAACUACCGAACGAUUGCGAAAAUGGGCCCGAAACAGGAUACGAAAUUACCAUGCUGGAUAGCCAACAAAAUACCAUCGAAUCAAAAAAUAUCAGCUCUGUUGAGACAACGAAUGCCGUUUUCAACAAUCUCACGAGAGACAAAGCUUACGAAUUUGUUUUGCAAUCGUACAACGAUGUCGGAUAUUCCCCUACGUCGUCUCAUGUCUUUAUUCCCAUGGCCGCCAACAUGCCUACACCGCCGGAGAACGUCAUGCGAAUUGCCUAUAACGAAACGUUUUUCGGCAUCCAGUGGACUGCGUCGGUGCCCAGCAAAAGCCUUAGCAUGGCUGCUUUCGGGCGUGCUCGAACUGACGAUUCACUCAGUUACCCGCGAACACUGAGCAACUACACGGUAUUCUGGUGUAGGAGCGUACGCGAUAGUCCGGUGCAGUGCGAGGGUCAGUUGUACACGCAAGAAGUUUCUGCAACAGACACAUCGCUCAAUGUCACGGUGCCGGACCCUAGAGCCAACUAUCAAUUUGCCGUGGCUGCCAAUCAGGGCAGCUACAGCAGUGGCAUGGUGUGGUCUACUUGCAUCGUCAUUGCCAAUGGCAACGGAAGCCAAGUGAAGCAAGUCGAGGUCGUGGCUGUUACUUCGUCUUCACUAGACGUUUCAUGGCUCCUACCCUGCUCUGUUCAGAACGGCAUCAUCAACGCGUUUAAUCUCUACUACUGCCCCAUUGAAGAUGGCGACAAUUAUGGGGAAGAAGAGCCAGACUGCCAAAGCAAUCCGGAUCCUAUUAAAGUACCUCCAACGGUGAAUCGUUACGUAAUUGGCCAGCUCGAACCUUUCACCGUGUACAAGAUUGUCAUGUCGGUAGAGACGCAGUUCGGUGAAGGACAGAGUAGCGUCCCGAUUAUGAACAGGACCGCUGAAGGCAAACCGAGCGUGCCACUAGAUUUGAACCUGAUUGAGGUGACUAAUCGUUCACUGUCGAUCACAUGGCGUGCGCCUAUGUCUCCCAAUGGCGCAUCGACAUACUACCAAGUUUUCAGAAGUAACGACACCAACGUGUGGGCCACAACAGAAAAAACGACGGCAACUAUGGACGUCGAGAGCUAUAGCGGUUACGUGAUCUCGGUUCAAGCCUGUAACAGCCCCAGCAACAGCCCUAAGCUGUGCUCAGACCUGUCUGAAUCGGUUUCUGUUAAAACGCAAAUUGGAGUGCCCAGCGCGCCUGGACAACCUGCGGUAAAAACAUCGGCGGAUAAUUCUUCGUGUAUCGAAAUCAAGUGGUUGCCACCUACGAGGUUAGCUGGCCCUACUUACAUGUCCGUUAUUAGCAUCACUGGCGGCGAAAACGCGCAUAACUUCUCCACCUAUGGUAGUGCAACUGAACGCCUGGUUGAAACGUCCGCUGUCUGUCAGCCCGGUUUGGAACUGAAGGUCCACGUCAAAACCGUAAAUCAAGCAGAAAAUGGUGAACUGUUGGAAAGCCCGUGGAGCGUUGAAGGAAUUUAUCAAUGCAAACCAGAAGGACUUUCCAUCGCGCAGAUUUUGGGCAUUACCUUCGGUGCGGCUCUCCUCGUCGUCAUGAUCGUCACCAUCAUGUUCAUCGGGCGCCGGGUUCAAGUGCAGAAAACGAAAGCCAGAGAAGCCGAAAUUGUUCUACCGUGGGAGAAAGCCGGCAAUUCCGAGAUUUCAAACUCGGACAACGUCAAACAGGUGGCCGGCCACCAGAAAGAGGUUGCCGGCCUUGGGUUCAAUUCGGUGCCCAACUAUUACGGUCGGUUGGACCACAAAAUAAAUCGCAUCGGUGGUUCCCCGCCCGUCAUCGACAUGAAGAAAAUUCAGACUUCCAAUCCAACGAAUGUGACAAAGGAGGUCGAUUCGAUAGCAGACAGGGAAAGCCGAAGCAGCGGACACAGUUCGGGCCCAGACUCGCUGUCGUGGCACAGAAACAGCCGCAGUGAACUCUCCAGCUCAGAUUCUGGAGCUGAGCUCGAAGCACCGAAUUCUCCGAGCCCGGAUGUUUUUGUUAAUCCACCGUCGGAUCCGUUCGCGAAACCAUUGGCGAUCGCCCGCAGUUCGCAGAAUGUAGCUGACGUUGGCUUACGUGGAGAUAUGGAUGGUGUCCAGUAUUCAGCUAUGCAGCUGAGAGAUGCCCAACGCAACGGCAGUAGUGUACCCGAUUUGAACCAGCAAUUGCCAAAUGCCUAUGUCUGCGUUGGGUUAGCCCCAGUGGCCACACUAGCCCCUGCGCAAAGCGUUGGAUAUGUUACACUAGGUCCCAAUCAAUCACCCGACAGCUCGUCUUCAAGCCCUAAUGCCAGCCCCAAUCUAAGCGUUGGAAGCAACGAAUCGCUGAUUGUGAAAUCUGAACGAGACCUCCGACCUCCGGUUAAAAUAGUUCCACUCAAAAGGAAUAGCGGUGGCGGCAGUAGCGGAGGCUACGUCGAGGCCUGCACUAUUGAACCUGCCAGCGAUUUCCUGGCGUCCACCACGCCGGGAUACGUCGCCUUCAAAAAUCAAGAGUCUGUUGAGGCCGAACGGCCUACCAUUUCCAGCGCGACGAGUCCUCCACAAACGAACGGCUAUGUCACUUUAGGGGCUAGCGUCGCAGCUACUGCUCCCCCUUCAUCUUCGACGCAUUAUGUUCAAAUGGGUACACAAUCCAAUCAUUCAUUGACUUAUGUAUAGCAAAUCUCGUCGUGUAUAGUGGAGGUUGUACAAAAGGUCGUUGAUUGUGAAGUCGGGAAGGUUUAUGCAGUCAAGGUUCCAUUAAAGCCUGCUUCGUUCCACCGGCCAGCGACAACCGUCAUCAGGUCGGGCGUAAGGCUCCCUACGAAAAACCAAACGCCAAUUUGACUUACAGUGAACGGCCAUUCCCAUUCUGGCCAACCUACGACCGAUCAGUCGAAUAUGUCAUUUUGGGAGCUUACAGUGCGGGCACCGCUCCUAUCGCGACCUCGAACCAUUACCUUUCAAACGGGUUCCCGAUGAAACAGUUCAUUGUUGUUUUAAAAAUAAAACUUAAAUUGCUUUUGCGUUUUUACAUUUAUCCCGUUUCGCACGUGACUUUCGCAUAUGUUCCUUGUGAUUAAAUUUUUUUUUUCAAUUUUGUACAUACUGUCAAUUAUAUCUUUUUUCGCCAUUGAAUAUAUGUUUGCGUGCGAUUCUGCUGUCAUAA